Silurus meridionalis is the source of this 670-nucleotide messenger RNA. Its product is annotated as splicing factor 3A subunit 2-like. Lineage: Eukaryota; Metazoa; Chordata; Actinopteri; Siluriformes; Siluridae. Bases 233 to 670 code for a protein of 145 amino acids. The record is from RefSeq and is a predicted model, not a curated record. The transcript is spliced from 2 exons.
CGAAGAUCCCUCAUAUCCUCCAGAAGAGCCCUCACAUCCAGCCUCUGAUCCCUCACAUCCUCCCGAAGAGCCCUCACAUCCAGCCUCUGAUCCUCACAUCCUCCCGAAGAUCCUCACAUCCACCCUCUGAUCUCUCACAUCCACCCUCUGAUCCUCACAUCCUCCCAAAGAUGCCUCACAUCCACCCUCAGAUCCCUCACAUCCUCCAUCUGAUCUCUCACAUCCACCGAAGAUGCCUCACAUCCACCCUCAGAUCCCUCACAUCCUCCCAAAGAUCCCUCAUAUCCUCCAGAGGAGCCCUCACAUCCACCCUCUGAUCCCUCACAUCCUCCCGAAAAUCCCUCACAUCCACCCACUGAUCCCUCACAUCCACCCUCAGAUCCCUCACAUCCUCCCGAAGAUCCCUUAUAUCCUCCAGAAGAGCCCUCACAUCCACCCUCAGAUCCCUCACAUCCUCCCGAAGAUCCCUUAUAUCCUCCAGAAGAGCCCUCACAUCCACCCGAAGAUCCCUAACAUCCUCCCGAAGAUCCCUCAUAUCCUCCAGAAGAUCCCUCACAUCCACUCUCAGAUCCCUCACAUCCACCCUCUGAUCCCUUAUAUUCACCCACAGAUUUUUCAUAUUCACCCUCAGAUUUGUCAUACACACCUGCAGAUCUGUAUAUUCACAUGA